Molecule: messenger RNA, 420 nt
Organism: Trypanosoma conorhini
Lineage: Eukaryota; Euglenozoa; Kinetoplastea; Trypanosomatida; Trypanosomatidae
Product: ribosomal protein L13
Exons: 1
Biological process (GO): translation; ribosomal large subunit assembly
Cellular component (GO): ribosome; cytosolic large ribosomal subunit
Molecular function (GO): RNA binding; structural constituent of ribosome
Source: RefSeq, a predicted model, not a curated record
CGCGCGGUGUCGAUGGAGCCGAAGCAGGCCACGACCACGUACGACCUCACAGCCAAGACCAUCACCCCGAUGGGUGGCUUCGUGGGUUACGGUACGGUGCGCAACGACUACGUGAUGCUGAAGGGUUCCGUCGCGGGCCCUCGCCGCCGCGUCAUCACGCUGCGCCGCCCAAUGGCCCCGCAGACGUCGCGCAAGCUUACGGAGCAGAUUACGCUGAAGUUCAUUGACACAAGCUCCAAGAUUGGCCACGGCCGCUUCCAGACGAAGAAGGAGAAGAGCCAGUGGUACGGCCCGUGCAAGAAGGACCGCAUCCGUCGUGAGGAGCGCGUUCGCAAGGAGCGUGCGGCCCGCGCUGCGGAGCGCAAGGCGAAGGGCGGUGCUACCACCGCCGCCGCCGCCCCAAAGAAGGCCAAGAAGUAG